UGUAUUUUCACCACUAACGACGGCUCAUCGAUGCAUUCUUUUAAAAAGCUUUGAAAUUGUAAAUGUAUUUCAUAUGUCAGCUGUUGUUCUUGCUAAAGCAUUUACUACAUUUACUUAGUGUACUGUAAAUUUUAACGCAGAAAUGGAGAAAUCACAAAAAAAGGCAAAAUUCGAAAGAGCUACAAAAGAUCAAUUGUCAUUUUAUGUAGAAUUUUGCCAACAACAUCCUGAACUUUUGGCUGGUAGAAGUCAACCACGUUCGAUGUGGGUAAUUCAGAAUCUAUGGAGAGAUUUGGCUAAACAAUUAAAUGCAAUGCGCGGACCAACAAGAUCACCAACCAAAUGGAGAGAAACGUUGGCGGUCUGGAAAUGUCAAUUGCGCACACGUGCCCGACUAAAUCAGGGCGAGCUGCAGAUGAUUGGCGGUAGUUCAGAAAGUAGCCGGAAUCUGUUUGAACUUGCUUUGAAGACUUUCGGGACUGAUGCUUCUGGUAUAGAGCACUGCGAUGUGAGUGAAACAAAACAAGUGAUAGAUACCGAAGUAACAAGAGACUUAGACGAUUGUAAUGACCCCCUUUUGGCACCGAGCGCGGACAUUCGACCCGCUUCAGUAGUUAGUCUUGACUCUACAUCUUCGUCGCAAGGAGCUGCAAGCUUUAAACCUGCAUCCCCAGCAGAAUCAAUUUCCCUGCCACAAGGUGAAGCGCUUGAUUUGAUAAUACGCCGUUUUAAGCGCACUGAUGCUUUAGAAAAGCAAAUACUCCAAGCCCAGCUUGCUACAGCGCAAGCAAUUGAUAAAUUAAGUGAUAGCCUAUUAGUUUUAGCAAAAGCCAUAGAAAAAUUGGAUAAAUAAUAUAAAUAUUUUUUUGUUGCUUUGAGCAAAGCUUUUUAAUGUAAAAAACUAAAAGUUGUUAGUUGAGUUCUAUGACAACUUUAUAGAAUAUUAGAAAUGCAUUUCAAGCCGAAGAAUGUAUUUCUUAAAAGCUUCCACUACCAGACUUACUUAUAAAUGAAAUUGUUACAGAAUCUCAGUGCGUAAUCUAAAUGAACUGAUAUCACUAAUAAUAAGAAUAAUAUAUUGAAAUAAUUUCCAUAAUUGGAAAGAACGUAUAUGUAUAAAAAUGCGAAAUUAUUGCUAUUAAAAAAUCAAAAUUCAUUCCUGAUGAAUUCCAUAAGGUCUCAAACACAAUACAAUACCUACGCAUGCGUUACGCGUCAUCAUAUUCAAAAGUGUCGACUACGAAAACUACAGUUGAGUACAGCUUGCAUCAUUCCAACAAAGCACGUAGAUGAUUAACUUUUAUCUUUGCUUAAAACAGUUGCAUUGACAAUCAAAAGAAUGUUGUUUAUGUAAACAAACGAAAAUCAUAUGCUUGAAUUUCAAGAGUCAUGUGAUCUGUGUGAGUCAGCAAAUCACCGACAAAUGAUUCGCUAUGUUGAGUAUAAAAUAUAUGAAUUUCUAUUCGGUUCGUAACAUUAUAUUUUGUACGCGAAAGAUGAAAUGACUUUUCAUAUAUAUUUCGAACAACAUUAAUAGGUAAUGAAAAACACGGUGCAACAGAUAAAAAACGAAGAAACAGAACAAGUGGGGAAAAUAAAUUGGAAUUAAAAUUUUAUCGCAUAUUGUGGCCAUAUUGAUAAGCGUAUAGCGACUAUUAUCG
Messenger RNA from Glossina fuscipes, 1661 nucleotides. RefSeq lists its product as uncharacterized. The transcript has 4 exons. Bases 143 to 853 code for a protein of 236 amino acids. NCBI's taxonomy places the organism in Eukaryota, Metazoa, Arthropoda, Insecta, Diptera, Glossinidae. The record is from RefSeq and is a predicted model, not a curated record.